This is a messenger RNA of Lathyrus oleraceus (garden pea), 1442 nucleotides long. Its product is annotated as CAX-interacting protein 4. The record is from RefSeq and is a predicted model, not a curated record. Lineage: Eukaryota; Viridiplantae; Streptophyta; Magnoliopsida; Fabales; Fabaceae. Bases 260 to 1225 code for a protein of 321 amino acids. Gene Ontology annotation, molecular function: zinc ion binding; nucleic acid binding. The transcript is spliced from 2 exons.
UAUCUUUUCUUUCUAAAGGAAAAUCAAAUUUGGGUGUGGACGAAAAAAAACAAUUUUAAGAAACUUUCAAUCCUCACAGUAUCUCUUUCCUUCCACUUUUAUCUAUACCAAACAAACCAUAAGCGUUGCCCCUAGAAAGAAGAAAUCUAAAAAGAACCUUCCAGACUCUGAUAUAAGAACGAAAUCUCUCGCUUUCCUCUCAAUUUCGAUUAACCUACUUCUGAUAUCAGGUUCAGGAAUUAAAUUGAAAUCUUAAGAUAUGCCGGCUACAGCAGGUAGGGUUCGCAUGCCUGCGAACAAUAGGGUUCACAGUAGUGCAGCCCUUCAAACACAUGGCAUAUGGCAAAGUGCUAUUGGCUAUGACCCUUAUGCACCCAAUAAGGAAGACAAGGACACUUCUCAAAGUCAGCCAAGUGCAGAACCUGAUGCAGAGAAUGCAUAUGCCAGCUUCCAAGGGCUUCUACAGCUUGCUAAGAUAACCAAUGCCGACGUGGAUGUGUCCCGUGGAGCCUGCAAGAGGUGUGGCCGUGUUGGGCACCUCAAGUUUCAGUGCAAGAACUACGUGAAAAUCAAAGAUGACGAGAAGGAUCCUGAAGCAUUGCAGUCUCUGGUUGGAUUGGAUAAGUUGAAGGGUAAGUCUGAGAGGGUGGAUAGGAAAAGCAAUGUAGAGAGCUCAGAAGAGGAGGAAGAGGAUAGCGAGAGUUCAGAUUCUGAGUUUGAUUCAGAGAUUGAGAGGGCUAUUGCUGAAAGGUCAGGGAAGAAAGUUAGUGGGAAGAGAGGUUCUUAUAGAAAGAAGGAGGACUCAGAUGAUGAUGAGUCAGACAAAGAUUCUGACCGGAAGAGGAGAAAGAGAGGCAGAGCAAAGAAGAGGAGUGUUAAGACUAAUAGGGCAGCUAGUGAUUCGGAUGAUUCCGGUGAAAGGAGGAGGAGGAAGAAAAAGAGGGAGCACAGAAGAAGCAGAAGGGACAAGUCUCCAGAUGAUAGUGAUGAACAUAGUCACAAAAAAAGGAAGAGUAGGAAGGAGAAGAGGAGAAGGAGAAGCCGUCUGUCAGAUUCUGAUUCUGAAACAUCUGAGGAUUCCUCUUCCCGUCACAAGCGGAAAAGCAAGAAGACACUGUCGUCAUCCGACAAUGAUUCUAGUGAUGGAUAUAAUGAUUCAAGGAAGGGUAGGGAAGUUAAAAAAUCAGAAAAGAGGAGGAGACGCCACCAUGGAGAUGACGAUUAGAGGGGCAAUGGAGUAGUCAAUCUCAUGCGUCUAAAGUUUUAUGUAUCAUAAACCUAUAUAUGCCAAUAUUGCACUUGCUUAUGGUUGAGCUUCAAAAUUUGAAUCUGGUUAUCAGUAUGACUUGUGACUUGAUAUUAUUGUAUUUUCUGAACUUAUUGGUGAUUGGAUAUUUGAAUGAUUGUUUUGGUUUUGUAUGAACUUAAAUUUUUUGGUGUUA